This is a messenger RNA of Linepithema humile (Argentine ant), 4995 nucleotides long. The record is from RefSeq and is a predicted model, not a curated record. NCBI's taxonomy places the organism in Eukaryota, Metazoa, Arthropoda, Insecta, Hymenoptera, Formicidae.
CAAUGUAGUAGCCGCUGCACGUGUAGCAUGCACAUGUGGGUAGCGACAUGCUUGUGUAACGAGAUAAUUGUAAAUGCCGGAUUAACGCAAGUUAAGUAGAAAAUAGUUUACACAUCAAAAUGUCCACGACGGAAGAUACAGUGCAGCACAGGACUCACAAGGAGCGCCAUGCAGGCCGUAAGGCAGAGAAAAAAAAGGCGAAGAAGGUACAUAUUCAAGAACUCACAGAUAAGCAGAAGAAUCCGAAAGCGUUCACGUUCAACUCUGCGAUUAAAGCGGAGAGAAAGUUCAGGCGUAGGCAGGAUAUCGAAACCAAGAAGCAACACAUACCUUUAGUUGAUAGAACACCCUUGGAACCACCACCGAUUUUGGUGGCUGUGGUAGGUCCACCGAAAGUGGGAAAGUCGCUGGUUAUUCAGUGUUUGAUCAAGAGCUAUGUCAAGCAACCGUUGACCAACAUACUCGGCCCAGUCACUGUUGUUUCUAGUAAGAAACGAAGAAUUACCUUCAUGGAAUGCAACAACGAUAUCAACAGCAUGAUAGACAUUGCCAAAGUGGCGGACUUGGUACUAUUGCUAGUGGAUGCUUCCUUCGGAUUUGAGAUGGAGAUCUUUGAGUUCCUGAAUAUAUGUCAGGUGCAUGGCAUGCCAAGAGUUAUGGGGGUCCUCACUCAUCUGGACUUGAUAAAAAAUGCAAAGCAAAUGAGAAAAAUCAAAAAGACGUUGAAGCAUCGUUUCUGGACAGAAGUGUAUGCUGGUGCAAAAUUGUUUUAUUUGUCUGGAUUGCUGCACGAGGAAUAUCUUCGUACAGAGAUAAAGAAUCUGGCACGGUUUAUAUCCGUAAUGAAAUUCAGGCCCUUGACUUGGCGCACCACUCAUCCUUACAUACUUGCUGAUAGAAUAGAAGACUUGACGCCUCCUGAGCUGAUCAGAAAGAAUCCUAAGGUCGACAGAACAAUCAGUUUGUACGGGUACGUGAGAGGAAUACCUUUGAACAAGGAGACGUCGAUUCAUAUACCAGGCUGUGGAGACAUGAAGAUCAAGGAUGUAAAUAACCUACCGGAUCCCUGUCCACUUCCAGAACACAUAAAGAAACGAGCUCUGAUUGAAAAGGAACGACUGAUUUACGCACCAUUUUCUGGUGUCGGUGGCAUAGUCUAUGACAAGGACGCAGUUUACGUCGAGCUGGGUGGUAGUCAUUCCUACAAGGAGGAGGAUACGGGAUUGGCUGGUGCGUUGAUAGACACGCAGAAGACGCUCGAUCAAAAAUUGCAGCACAGCGAGCUGCAACUGUUCAGCGACGCCGCACCGAUAAAAUCACAGGACGUGAAUGAAAGUAUAGCUCCUUACACGGGCGAAUUAGUAACGGAAAACGGAAGAAUUCGACGGAGAGUGAUAUUUAAGGACGAAAUAAACGCGGAAUCUGAAAAUGCUUUGGACAAAGACGACGAUGACGAACAGGCAGAAAGUGAAGGCAAUGAUGACGAUGAUGAAGUCAAUGAUGAUGAUGAUGAAGUUAGUGAUGACGAUGAUGAAGAUGAAUUGAGCGACGAAGAGACUUUGGAAGAAUCUAAAAGCGUCAAGAGAAAGAGCAUUGAGGAAAAUAAUGUACAAAAAAAAAAGAGGAAAACUUCUGUUGAUUCAAAUAUUGAAAAUGACGAUGCAGAUCUCGAUAAAUCUAGAUUAAGCGAUAAAAUGGAGAACAUUUCUCAAGAGAAUGCAGUAUAUCAUUCUUUAAGCAAAGAAUCAGAUAAAAUGAUAAAAAAUAAGAUCUCAGAAGCAUUGAGCUUUUUGGAAACAACAAAGAAAGGCUCAAAGCAAGAUACUGACGAUGAAAGUUUUGAUGAACUUAGCGAUGAAGACUCGCGCGCGGGAUUAGAGAUGGACGAUGCAGAUCGACUUAAUGAUUUCGAGAGAGAUGACGAAAUAGAAGAAGAAGAAGAAGAUGAUAAUGAUGAUGAUAUUGAAAUGGCCAAGAGCCAAAAGAAAGAAGCAAACGAAAACGAAGACAGCAAGAUGGACGAAAGUGAAGAGGAAGUCGCUGAUGAAUUAAAAUGGAAGAGAAAUUUAGCCGAAAAGGCGAGAGAAGCAUUUGUCAAUCGUCAGCAAAGCAAUAAAAACUUGAUGAAGUUGGUUUACGGCGUAUUCGAUAAAAGCAGGAUAACGGAAGAGAAAAAGGAGAAUGAGAAGGACACUGGCGAAAACAUCGGCGGAAUAUUCCGAGUGGUUCAAGAGCAGCAGAGGCAGAAGAUAGAGGAGCGAGAGCUGCAGAAUCAAGAGGAAUCCGUUUUCUUCACAACAGAGGGUCCGCGCGACUGGCUGGAGGAGGAGAACAAGGUGUUGCUGAUUAAUCGUUUCGUGACCGGCAAAUGGAAGGAAACGGAGGAUGCCGAGGAACUCUUGAAGCUCGACAAUGAGGAGUUGUACGGCGACUUCGAGGACCUGGAGACCGGUGAGAAGCACAAAGCGGAGGGCACGGCUCCUAAGGAACUGACGGCGGAUAAGGAGGAUGAGAGGAAGAAGCUCCUGGAGAAAAAGAAGAGAUUAAAGGAGCAUUUUGACGCGGAGUAUGACAAUACAGAGAAAAAGACGUAUUACGACGAGCUGAGGGCCGAGGUGGAGAAACAGGCGAGCAUCAACAAAUCAGAGUUUGAAGGGCUGGACGACGACGUCAGGAUCCAGCUGGAGGGCUACCGUCCCGGCAUGUACGUACGCGUGGAGAUCGAAACGGUGCCAUGCGAACUGAUAACGCACUUGGACCCGACGUAUCCGAUCAUCAUCGGCGGCUUGCUGCACGGCGAGGAAAACAUCGGCUACAUGCAAACGCGAAUCAAGAAACACCGAUGGUACUCGAGGAUCUUGAAGAGCCGCGACCCGCUCGUCUUUUCCGUCGGCUGGCGUAGGUUCCAGUCGCUGGCGAUCUACUCCAAGCUGGAGGACAAUCUGCGUCAUCGAAUGUUAAAGUAUACGCCGGAGCACGUGGCGUGUAUGGGCCACUUCUGGGGCCCGAUCACUCCGCAAGGCACCGGAAUCCUAGCGAUACAAGACGUCGCGAGCAGAGAGCAGGGCUUCCGCAUCGCGGCGACCGGCAGCAUCGUGGAGAUGGACAAGAGCACGCAGGUAGUGAAGAAGCUCAAGCUCACCGGCGUGCCAAUGAAGAUUUAUCGCAAGACCGCGUUCAUCAAGGAUAUGUUCAAUAGCGCGCUCGAGGUCGCCAAGUUUGAAGGCGCUCGGAUCAAGACGGUGUCAGGUAUUCGCGGUCAGAUCAAGAAGGCGGCCAGCAAGCCGGACGGCUGCUUCCGCGCCACGUUCGAGGACAAGAUAAUGCUGAGCGACAUAGUAUUUUGCAGAACGUGGUACAAAGUGGACGUACCGCGCUUCUACAAUCCGGUGAUAUCGUUACUGCUGCCGCCCGCAGAGAAGAAUCAAUGGCGCGGAAUGAAGACUACCGGACAGCUGAAGCGAGAGAGGAGUAUCCGUGCGGAAGCGGAGAAGGACUCGAUAUACACGCCGGUCGAGCGGGGCGUUAAAGUGUUCAGACCGCUGUUUAUUCCGCGCAAGUUGCAGAAGGAGCUCCCGUACAGGGACAAGCCUAAACUCCAGUCUGUGCCGCAUCUGCGUAAGCCCCAGUUCAAGCAGGGCAGAGUUGCCGUGGUGCGCGAGCCGCACGAAGAGAACGUCGCGCGUCUGAUGAGGAUGAUCAGAACGAACUACGCGCAUAAGCAGAAGCGGACGAAGGAGGCGAUGACGAAGAGAAUAACAGCGUAUCAGGCGCGAGUCCAGGAAGAAGAAGCUAAGAAUAUGAAGAAACAAAAGCAAGUGAAGAAGGAAGUGUUUAGAGACCUUAGUAAACUAGAAAAGAAAAAGAAUCGAUAAGGAGUCCGGAAAUCCUGAGACACACAACGUAAAUGUGAUCAGCGCAACAUGUAGUCAUCGUAAUAGAUUUGCGAGGGCAAACAUCACAAGCUUGAAAAAUUCUGGCCUAUAAACUGAAAAAUAAAAUUUUUUAGUUGCGCAUAUAAUUCACUUACUAUUGGUACAACAUAUUCAUGAAAGAUUUGAGGAUUAUCUACAGCUAAUAGUAGACAAAACACAGAAAAUAAUUCUAAAAAAAUUGAAAUUGAAAUUUAAUUAAAUCGAUACAAACGCAAUUUAUCGCGUGCUCUAACGCUUUAAAUGCGACGAAUAAAUGGGACGAAAGGACUUGUCUAUUAGGCUGAUGACCAAGGGUUACUUGGAGUGCAGACUUUUCUAAUAACACUAAUAGAGGAGGCAAAUACACGUCGGUAAAUGUUGUCGUUUGUUGACUGAACAAAUUGACAUGGAUAGCUAGAGGAAAAGUGAAAUUACAAAUUAAGAAGCUCGAUAAAUGUAUUUAAUCUCUAUUUCUUUAAAUGACGUAAAGUUCUUACAUAAUGCCGACUUCAUUACUGUAGAUAAGUCUUUAAAAGAAAAAAAGAUUAAAAAAUAUAAAUGUAAACGCGUUGAAUAAUUGAAAUAAAUAUAUUGACGACAAUAAUGUUUAUUAUCGAGGAAAUGUUACACCGCUUUUCUCUUUGGAAUAAUGUAAGAAAGUGUAGAAUUUUAAAUACCACGUAGUAAUUGAUUACUAAAUUACAAUUGUACAAUCCGUGUGUAAAAAAAAUUAUACAUAUUUUUUACAAUGUUUAUUUCGCCUACCUUCGAAGCCUAUCAUAGAUAACUGGAAUAACUUAUUUCGUGAGCAACAAUGUACGAGUGUUAAAUAACGCACAUUCUUCGUUCUGACAUAUUCAUAAAGAUACAUAUAUCGCAUUUUUUAUUAACAUAAAAACGUAUCGGUUUUAUUGGAGAGUCGUAAUCUUUCUUGGAGAGUGAUAGAAAGGUGAUAGAACAGAUAGUUUGCUUUUCGUAUCAUUACACCGUAGUUUUAAAUAAACUUAUUUAACAAUAUUAUGCUAAGAUAUCUUAUUAGUAUAUCUUAUUAUUAACACGUAUCAUCGCUGUCGAGAAAAAA